Ophidiomyces ophidiicola is the source of this 1620-nucleotide messenger RNA. It is a transcript of the gene ICL1, whose product is annotated as isocitrate lyase 1. The transcript is spliced from 4 exons. Gene Ontology annotation, biological process: carboxylic acid metabolic process. Gene Ontology annotation, molecular function: isocitrate lyase activity. Lineage: Eukaryota; Fungi; Ascomycota; Eurotiomycetes; Onygenales; Onygenaceae. Bases 1 to 1620 code for a protein of 539 amino acids. The record is from RefSeq and is a predicted model, not a curated record.
AUGCCGCUGUCGAUUGAGCAGGAAGAACAGAAAUACUGGGAGGAUGUUGAGGCCGUCAAACAGUGGUGGAAAGACUCAAGAUGGCGACAUACCAAACGCCCAUUCACUGCAGAGCAGAUUGUUGCAAAGCGAGGAACUUUAACCAUUGACUACCCCUCGAAUGUGCAAAGCAAAAAAUUAUGGAAGAUCGUGGAGGAAAAGUUCCAGACGAAAACCGCUAGUUUCACUUAUGGCUGUCUCGAGCCCACCAUGCUCACCCAGAUGGUCAAAUAUCUCGACACUGUUUAUGUUUCCGGCUGGCAAAGUUCGUCUACUGCUUCGUCUACGGACGAGCCAUCCCCAGAUCUUGCUGAUUACCCCAUGAACACCGUGCCCAACAAAGUCAAUCAAUUAUGGUUGGCCCAGCUUUUCCACGAUCGAAAACAGCGUGAGGAGAGGCUCCGCAGCGCCAAAAAGGAUCGCUCGUCUCUUCCUAAUAUCGAUUACCUCGCACCUAUCAUCGCAGACGCUGAUACUGGACAUGGUGGCCUUACUGCUAUCAUGAAGUUGACAAAACUCUUUAUCGAGCGAGGAGCCGCUGGUAUCCAUAUCGAGGAUCAGGCUCCGGGAACGAAGAAGUGCGGACACAUGGCUGGCAAGGUUCUGGUACCAAUCAGUGAACAUAUCAACCGGCUGGUUGCUAUCCGUGCUCAAGCUGAUAUCAUGGGAACCGACCUUCUCGCAAUCGCCAGAACUGACUCUGAGGCUGCCACUCUCAUCACUUCCACCAUCGAUCCUCGAGACCACGCCUUCGUCGUGGGAUCCACAAAUGCAUCUCUCCCACCACUUAACGACCUCAUGAUUGCCGCCGAGCGCGCAGGCAAGAACGGCGCCGAACUUCAGGCCAUCGAAGACGACUGGACCGCCAAAGCCGGCCUCAAGCGCUUCCAAGAAGCUGUCAUUGACCAAAUCAAUGCCACACCCUCGAUCACCAACAAACAAUCCGCAAUCGACGGCUUCCUCCGCGACAUCCGUGGAAAGAACAACACCGAAGCGCGCGCAAUCGCGGCCAAAAUCCUCGGCGCCUCUGUCUACUGGGACUGGGACGCGCCUCGGACUCGCGAAGGCUACUACCGCUACCAGGGCGGCUGCCAAUGCGCCGUCAACCGCGCCAUCGCCUUCGCGCCCUUCGCCGACCUAAUCUGGAUGGAAAGCAAGCUGCCGGACUACGCGCAGGCGAAGGAGUUCGCGGACGGCGUGCACGCGGUGUGGCCGGAGCAGAAGCUCGCCUACAACCUCUCGCCGUCGUUCAACUGGAAGACGGCGAUGCCGCGCGACGAGCAGGAGACGUACAUCUCGCGCCUGGGCGCGCUGGGCUACUGCUGGCAGUUCAUCACGCUGGCGGGGCUGCACACCACCGCGCUGAUCUCGGACCAGUUCGCGCGCGCGUAUGCGACGCAGGGCAUGCGUGCGUACGGCGAGCUGGUGCAGGAGCCUGAGAUGGAGGGCGGUGUGGACGUCGUGACGCAUCAGAAGUGGAGUGGAGCGAAUUAUGUGGAUGAGCUGCUGAAGAUGGUCACUGGUGGCGUGAGCAGCACAAGUGCCAUGGGUAAGGGAGUCACGGAGGACCAGUUUAAAUAA